Messenger RNA from Saccharomyces paradoxus, 2019 nucleotides. RefSeq names its product Ybp2p (gene YBP2). Gene Ontology annotation, biological process: cellular response to oxidative stress. NCBI's taxonomy places the organism in Eukaryota, Fungi, Ascomycota, Saccharomycetes, Saccharomycetales, Saccharomycetaceae. The transcript has a single exon. Gene Ontology annotation, cellular component: cytoplasm. The record is from RefSeq and is a predicted model, not a curated record. The coding region runs from base 1 to 2019 and encodes 672 amino acids.
AUGGGAGAGUCAAUUGAAACAAUUUGUGAAAGUCUUGUCAGAGCUUUUCAGGAGGAGAAAGAUGAUUUUGUCUCCCUUGUAACAAUUAUUGAUAUGUAUAACGAACAGGUAAACUCUGAAAAGUCCAUAAAAGAAAAGGAACGUUAUUUGGAUGUCCUAUUGAAACUGUUUAAGGAAAAUCCAGCCACCUUAAAGAAAAUUGGCUGGGAUCUGCCGAAGGGUCUAUUGCAGUUUUUUUCAUGCAAAAACAUCUAUGUCAAGAAACAUCUAGCUUCUAGUCCCAUUGUUUCUAGUGUGAUAAAUUGCUUCGGUGCGUUAGCUCUCAAUGGAAAUCCGAAGGAAUGCUUGUUAACCACUUGCGAAUUAGUGUCAACACUCCGUAUAGUAUCGACUGGAACUGACGAAUCCGACGAAGAGUAUGAAGACUUAAUUGAUUCCGAUAGAAAUGAUGCGACGAAUAAUACUGAUGAGCCGUCAAUCAUCCAUCCAGAGCUUGAGAAGUACACGGCCGAGAACACAGUAGAAUUCAUUCCCAAUUUAAAAAUUUAUGUUCUCUCUGAAUUUAUGAGUUCGUUGUUGAAACAAGUCGACACUUUAUAUCCAUCUAAAUUCCUAGCCAUGGCAAUUUCUGCAAUCGUUAACUACGUAACAACUAAUGUGCAGGCUAUGGAUGAUGUGCACUUUAUUUUGCGCAUAAUGUACAAUUUUUGUACUACUUAUUCUCCAGCUCAACCAUCAGCUAUUCUGACUGACGGUAUUGAUGCAAGCGAUCUUGAAAAAAUCUAUGGUGAUGAAUCUGUACUACAGAAAAAGCUACUUGCUAACCUGGGCGUACUCAUGAUUUCCAGUUGUCUGAAGAACAAACCAGGUAAUAUAGACAAGAUAUAUUUUAAAACAUUAAUGCAUAAAAAAUUAGAUGAACAUGAGGUCGAUGCCUCAAUUUUACAGACAUGCUACCAAUACUACGAAUAUGUGACAUCUUUAGGUGUCGAUAUGAAAGAACUUUUAGAAAAGCACUUAGAAGAAUCAAGACAUAUCUAUAAUUCUCUUCUUCUGAACUCAGCGGCUUCAACACCCGAGUUCGAAGAAGAAAUUAACCAAGUAGUGUAUGAAGUAUCUUAUGCAUAUCAAAUAAAGAAACUAGCCGAUGAAAAAAAUUUAGAGCCUGACCAAUAUGGAGUCUUAAUCCUAUCUGCAAUACAUUAUUCUAAAAACGGUACGCACUUAUUGCCACAAAUUGAUAUCCAAAGUGCAAUUUACUUGUACCUACGGUGUACGACAGCUUCGUUAUUUUCAGAAAUAUACGAAAAUAAGUUUUUAGAAAGUUCAGUACGCUAUUGGCUGUGGGUAUCCAUAACCGAAACCUCCACGAAGAAAAUAAAAUGCGCCCUACAAAAACUUCCAGGUCACAUUACCACAGCCUUUUUACAAAUGUUACUAAUGAAAACUUGCAAUGAAGCGAAUAACGACACGAAGUUAAUCGACUUUACCCUUCUGAGAAAGAUACUGUACCUAAUGCCCGAAAGCACAUCAUUUACGUUCAUGUUCGAGACACUGCUACAUUGUCCAUAUAUAACAGCAAAGAUUGCUAUUCUUGACAUCCUAAGAGAUAUGAUGAUUAAAGCCCCUGAGGCUCCUAAUGGCGAAGAAUCGGUCAAUUUACCUGAACAACAAAAAUCUGAGAAUACCGCUAAUAGUGUACCGAUAACGCCAAAACUACCCCCAAGACCUUACGUCACCAUUAAUGAAGAUCGCAUGGCAUCUAUUCAUAGCAUUGCCUUAAUAUGUUUUUCCGUUGCCAAGCAAAAGAAAAGAACGCAAGGUGAUCUACUUUUGGUACUAACUUAUAUGAAAUUUUUUGUUAGUUUAAGAAAUAAAUGGGAUUUGGGACUGUUAACACUCAUCAAUAAAGAAAUCUCAGAAUCAUUUCAAGGAGAAGGUGAACCCGAAUUGGCAUUCAUCAACAUUGCCAACAAUACCUUGGGAGCAUAUAUAGAAGAAACGAACAUACGUCCAUAA